This is a messenger RNA of Lachnellula hyalina, 2298 nucleotides long. It is a transcript of the gene ccr4, whose product is annotated as Glucose-repressible alcohol dehydrogenase transcriptional effector. Gene Ontology annotation, biological process: nuclear-transcribed mRNA poly(A) tail shortening. The transcript has 2 exons. The coding region runs from base 1 to 2298 and encodes 765 amino acids. Gene Ontology annotation, molecular function: protein binding; poly(A)-specific ribonuclease activity. The record is from RefSeq and is a predicted model, not a curated record. Gene Ontology annotation, cellular component: cytoplasm; CCR4-NOT complex; nucleus. NCBI's taxonomy places the organism in Eukaryota, Fungi, Ascomycota, Leotiomycetes, Helotiales, Lachnaceae.
AUGGCAGAUGGUUACAGAUAUCCGCCGCAGAGCGCUGGGAACUACUAUUACCAACAACCUACACACGCACACCAUCCGCGCCAUAUCCUUCGCAACGGCACCCCUCCCAACAACAGGUCCAUAUUCCCCACCGAGACGCCGUCGCCCUCUCGAUCCCCUGACUCACACUCGCCCGCGCAAAAUCUAUACGGCAUGUUUGGCCAAGGGAACCAGCAUGGGCAGCAUGGCAAUCGCGUCAAUGGGGGAGGCCGCGGACAGAUGUCGAUGAUGUAUAAUUUUCAACACCAACAUCAGCAACAGCACCACACUCAACACCAGGGAAAUAACCUCCCAGACCAUGGCACACACUCAACUAAUGGAUCGGCACUCGGGCAUCACACGAACUUCUCGUCCGGGGUAUUAUCAAAUUCUACACCCAGCUUCACACCGAACAGUCUUCAAAAUGGUCAUACCGGCGUUACACGUGGUGGCCAAGCACUGCAAAUCACAGAACAUUGGUCAGAGCAACUGAAGCUUCACAAAGAGUCCUCGGAUGCGAAUUUACAAAUGGUGGACCACCAAGCUCCUAAUCACUUUGCGAGGCAGAAAGCUGGGGAAAACCGAGGAUUGACUUCAGCUUCGAAUGUCGAUACAGCUGCCGUAGAGGAAGAAAACGACGAAGAUCGAGGGCGACCGUACCGUCAAGAAACAGUAAAACGGCAAGAUUGGCAUAACAUGGAUUUGAGUGGGCAAGGGCUCCGAGUACUUGCGAGCCCACUUUUCAAUUACGGGUUUUUGAACGAGCUUUACAUUGCCUCCAACAAGAUCACACACCUACCUCCGGAAAUUGGGCAGUUGCGGCAUUUGAGGCAUCUUGAUGCUUCGUAUAAUCAACUGACCGAGUUGCCUCGGGAGUUGGGAAUGUGUGUCUAUCUCAAGAAACUUCUGUUAUUCAACAACUCCAUCCGAGUACUGCCAAAUGAAAUAGGGUCACUCUACCAAUUGGAUAUGUUAGGAAUUGAGGGAAAUCCACUUGAUGCGGGACAGAGGGCAGAGAUCAUGGAAAAUGGUACAAAGGCGCUUAUGCAGACCCUCCGAGAAGAGGCACCAAUACCUCUGCCUGCCCCCGACCGAAUCACCAUUCCUCUUCAAGACGUGUCCUCGAACCCCGACAAAUUCAAAAUAGCCACCUAUAACAUUCUAUGCGAUAAAGCUUGCACGACACAGCUUUACGGCUACACCCCAUCAAACGCUCUGCUCUGGGAAUACCGAAGAGACAUGAUCCUGAGAGAACUCCGGGCGCAAGAUGCUGAUUUUCUCUGCUUACAAGAGGUAGACUCGGAGACAAUGACCGAGUUUCUCAGCCCGAAGCUCGCAUAUGAUGGUUACAAAGGUGUAUACUGGCCCAAAGCUCGAGCGAAAACCAUGCACGAGAAAGAUGCGAAAUAUGUGGAUGGAUCCGCAACGUUUUACAAAUCUGACAAGUACAUAUUACUUGAGAAGCAAGUCGUCGAAAUGUCCAAUAUCGCUAUCAAUCGACCGGACAUGAAAAACCAGCACGAUAUCUUCAAUCGAGUCAUGCCGAGAGAUAACAUUGGCGUAGUAACGUUCUUUGAAAACAGGAUGACUGGUUCGAGGUUGAUUGUCGCCAACACCCAUCUUCAUUGGGAUCCUGUAUACGCAGAUGUCAAGUUAAUCCAAACGGCCAUUCUCAUUGAAACCAUCAAUAAGAUGUCCGAACGAUUUACGAAAAAGCCCGCCUGCGUGGACAAAAGCACCAAGUUUGGUCUAGCAGACGAGAAUGCCCCGGCAGAGACUGAGCCCGCCCAAGAGCCAGCUCCAUCUAUGGAGUACUCGAGCAAUACUCAGGUGCCUUUCGUAUUUUGUGGUGAUUUCAACUCAACCUCGGAUUCCAGUGUGUAUGAUUUAUUGGCGAAGGGUACCAUCAAACCUUCCCACAAGGAACUGAGUGACUUCCAGUACGGCAAUUUCUCCAAGAAUGGUAUCGACCACCCAUUCUCACUGCGUUCUGCCUACAGUGCUCUCGACAAGACUCCCGAUCAACUGGCAUUCACAAACUGCACGCCUGGGUUCAACGACGUCAUUGAUCACAUCUGGUACUCAACGAACACACUCGAACUGGCAUCUGUACUUGGAGGGGUGGAUUCAGAGUACAUGAAAACAGUGCCUGGAUUCCCCAAUCAUCACUUCCCGAGUGAUCAUCUCCUGCUCGUUGCAGAAUUCGGGGUGAAGGGAAGGAAAGAGAAGAAGACACACCCCGAGCCGGAUUUCGGCUCUUCCAGCCGGCGGAGGGAUUAG